AUGGACGCUGAACCUCUCUCUCCCGCUGCCCUAAGGAUUCCUACGAUCCAAAUAUCAGAAUCACCAGGUCCCAAUAAUAGUUCUGUAGAGAAUAGGAAGGGACGAAAAAGUCUAAGUAAAAGCAUACCAAAUCUUCAUGGUGAAGAAUCUAGUGAAGGAGGCUCCACAGACGACGGACUUAUGUCUCCAAAAGUGAUAAGAAAAACUAAUGUAUUAAAGGAAAGCUUUGAUGAUUUCAUAAAGAGGCGCCGUAAUGCUCUAGAAAAGCAGCGAUCUACAAUUUCAUUAUAUACAUCACCUGUUCUUGUUAUGACAUACUUCCUGUCAUAUGUCAUCCACCAGGCCAAAAAUGCAGUGGAAUAUGCGAGAUCGAGAAAAUGGGUUUUGACAGCAGUACCGGUGCUGGGAGUGUUAAUUCAAUUUACAUUAUUGGUCGAAGGAGCCCAUAAAGAGAUUAUAUAUCGAGUUCAAACUUUAGUGUUUUGGUAUUGUUAUUGGAUUUGUUUGGGAAUCGCAUCUUCGAUAGGCCUUGGUACCGGAUUACAUACCUUUGUGUUAUUUCUCGGACCUUUUAUUGCGGAAGUAACAUGGGCGGCAAACAAGUGCGGAAAUCUUGACUUUGAGAUUUUUGGACCUAAUAGAUUUCGAUGUCAGCCUAUGGUAACAACAACGCCAAUUUCUAUUUCGGUUUGGAGUGUUGUCAGUAAAGUCCAAUGGGAGUCUUUCUUCUGGGGACUUGGCACUGCAUUGGGCGAACUGCCACCGUACUUUGUUGCGAGAGCUGGUAAUGCGGCUGCUUUAUCUGGAAGUCGAAGCGAAGAGUUGGCGCAACUCAAUGCUUUGCUGGAACAAUCGCCUGAAAGAAUGACAAUGAAAGAAAAAUUACUUAUGACAACCCAUAGACUGUUACGUAGAUUGGGGUUUUUCGGAAUAUUUUUGUUUGCAUCGAUCCCCAAUCCAUUAUUCGAUUUGGCAGGAAUUAUUUGUGGGCAAUUUUUAGUUCCUUUUUCAACAUUCUUUGGAGCGACAUUUCUUGGUAAAGCGGUAGUGAAAUCUUCAAUACAGUCAAUUAUUGUGAUAUUAUUGUUCUCUCGAGAUACUAUUGAAACAAUUUUGAAAUUUACACAAAAAUAUAUUCCUUACAUACACGAUAAGUUGGAAAACAUGAUUCAGCGACAAACUAGAAUGUUAAGACGUGAAAAAGGAGAAGAUGCAUAUGAUAUUGGACCGGGUAACCCGAGUUACAUAUCACUCGCAUGGAAUACACUUUUUAAUCUAAUGUUAGCUUACUUUGCACUAUCUAUAAUUGAAACAUUGGCUAUAUCACACCUUAAACGAGUACAUGACCAAGAGAUAGAAAAUUUGGAGAGAAAAGCGAAUGCAAAUGCAAUUAGAAAUGGUGAUGGCACGGAUGACGAUUCAACUAAUUCACCUAAGAGAAGAGGUACAAUUGGAGGGAAUUACAAACGUGAGCGUAGUUUGAAAAGAGGAUAUGAAAGUAGUUAG
Molecule: messenger RNA, 1506 nt
Organism: Dentiscutata erythropus
Lineage: Eukaryota; Fungi; Glomeromycota; Glomeromycetes; Diversisporales; Gigasporaceae
Source: the annotation of a GenBank genome assembly